CUGCUUGGCUGAAAUGAUUGGCUAAUGGAUGAUGAAGAGUUGCUCUGGAAGACCAAUCUGGAGGGAGUUGGCAGACCACAUUAAGAUCGGAGAGGAGCAACUGGCAAAGGAACUCAUGACUAUCUCUAUGAGAGAGUUCCUGGUCCUCCCCUCAGAGGAGGGACACAACCACACCUACCCACACUGCUACCAGCCAUGCGCUACGAGGGAGUUACUGGUCCACCUCCCCUCAGAGGAGAGACAACCACACCUAUCCACACUGCUACCAGCCAUGAGGUACUGUGUGACUGAGGGUGUGAGGCUCUACUCUCAGGAGACCUGGAGGGUGGUCACACAGACCAGAGGAGUGCAGCUGGUAGAGCAGCACAUCCACAAAAUGCGUGGAUUUCUACAUCUCCCAGAGCCAGGCAGCCAACCAUGCAGUGAGAGAGGCAGCCUGCAUCUGUACUGCAGAGCUGGGCACUAAGCUACGAGGGAGUUCCUGGUCCACCUCCCCUCAGAGGAGAGACAAUCAUACCUACCCACACUGCUGCCAGCCAUGAGAUUGAAGAUUUAUGUUGCAAUGAUAAUGCUAAUUGCUUGACUGAAGUGAUUGAUUAAUGGAUGAUGAAGAGUUAUUCUGGACGACCAACAUAGAGGGAGCUGGCUGAUCAUCUCAGUAAGAUCAGAGAAGAGCAACUGGCAAAGGAACUUAAGACCAGCUACGAGAUUGCAGGUGGACUUCUACAUCUCCCAGAGGCAGGCAGCCAACCACGCAGUGAGAGAGGCAGCCUGCACCUGUACUGCAGAGCUGGGCACUAAGGUGAGCAAGGAUUGUCUUAGACUGUAUGCAGGUGUACUGUUAGAGUGUACUGUUAGAGUGUUUCCAUGACGAUAACUGGCCAGCCCGUGAGAGAUGGUUAGUGUCAGUCAAGUAAAUCAUCUAUUCUUUAUUUUACUCACCCCUUUGCCGCCUGUCUGGCCUGUGGUAACUUCUUGGGACACUUCCCAGAUGAGUGCAGAUCGUAUAGCUGCAUGGAUGAACUGAUCCCACUGUUCUCUGCCAAUCUUGAAGACAGCAUACCCUCAGUUAGACAAGGGACAGCUGCUGCUCUCACCAGUGUCACCAAAGCCUAUGGUGAGAUACUGUACAGACUAGAGGCCGUGCUGAUAAUUUGAGGUGUAUACUGUCAAAAUUGUUUGCAUGCUCAGCUCAUUAUUACCUCUUCAUUGUGUGUGGAGAAUAGUCGUGCUCUUUAUUUACUAGCUGACCGUGUGAAACAACACUACAAGCAUACAUGAUUGUAUAUAUGAAAGCCCCAUUAAGAAACCUUUGAAGAUACUAGCUGCACUGUAUUAUGGGACCUAAUAGAUAUCUAGCUGUAGUUAGUCUAAAACCAUACAUACUAGCAGUACUCUGAGUCUCAAGUUGGCACUAGAGCAUAUAACUGACUGUGCCGGUUGUAUUUUGUAAUCCUGUUACAGUUUAGCUAGUAUUUUUUUUGUUUUGUCUUUGUGUUCUGUAACAGAUCAUCAAGUUGUGGGUGACCACUGUACUACAUUCCUUGUCUUAUCUCCAUCUUGUACUUCACUUGUACAGCACUCAAAGUUUCUCUAUCUCUUUCUCUAACCUUGUAAGCUGCUGCUUUCGUAAUCAAUAUUGUUGUACAUUGAGCACUUAAAGCUCUUUCGACUAUUUCACUACCUGAACAGCUGUUUGAAAGAGUGUGCAAUACACUUUGAUAAGAAGCAAAUUAUAUUCGUUCUUCCCCCUCCUUCUUCAGCUCCACUGGUAUUGAUCCUGGACCGGGUGUAUUUAAGGUGGUGCAUCGUCCAUGACAACCCAGACCAGCAGAUGUACUCGUGUGCCAGUCUACUUCUAAAACUAUCUCGUGGACUGUCCUGACGAUACUUGCCUUCAGCAUUUGAUUUAUCAUAUUCUGGGGCAGCUAUCGCUAUUUCAAUCUCACGUACAUUCGGUAGAUAUGUUUCAGCAUUUCCUCUCUGAAGCCGAUUACCAUACCUUAAAUCAGCGUUCGGGUUACAAGGAACCCAAAAUGCCAUACAAUAACUCGAAUUGUCAUUCUCCCAAUAAGCAAUUGUGUUAUCAACAGUCUUCUGUCUAUAUGUGAUAUUGCAAACCGUGUUCCAAUUUAAUCCACCUUCAAUAUCUUGUAUUAUUCCAUGUGUUGAUGACAAUUUUCCAAAAUAUCGCUUAUCAAAUACCGAAAGGUCAUUGUCCUCCCACUUCCAGUACGGUAAGCCAAAACUAGUAUUGUCUAGCACUCUUUGAAGUGCUCUUUCCAAAAUCAGCAGAUAUGUUCUGUGCCAGACUAGAAAAUUUGGCCCAGAAUGUGCAAAGUCAACAUUUAUACCGCCAUUAAGUGUUUGACAUGACUUCGAGGCAUCUCGGGACACGUAGUUGUGUAUGUAGACAAGGAAAUCAUAUGUAGAAACAUCUUACAGUGUAACUGUGCCAGAUACAGUUAGUGGCUCUUCAAUAACAACACUCCAAUAACCCAUUUCACUCUUUAGCAUGAGCAUACCAUUCUUAACGUUUUGCUUUUCAGAAUCCGAUAGACUGCCAAAACUUCUUCUUUGAACGACUUGUUUUUUCAUUCCACAAUUUUCUCCUGACCAGCCAAACGCACAUUCAUUGCAAUCGACUCCAUAGAAUUUCCCCGAGCAAAUACAAACAUUUUCAAACACCAUCGUCGGCCAAAGAUAUCUGCUAUCAAUCCUAUUUCCUUUUUCCGAAACAUUGGAUGUAUUUUUUAGAACUGCGACAAUUUCUGGAUCAGCAUCAACAGAUUGACGCUCUGCUUUUGAUUUAACGUUCACACAAUCUCCUCUACCAUUACAGUUGUUCGGACAACAUACUUUACUCUGGAGGUUCUGGAGUGUUGCAAACUGCCGGAAACUGUGCAAAAGUGCACCUUAGAAGGCACAACAAAAUAGUUAGUGCCCAAAGCACUUGAAGGGGGCUUAGAGAUGCCAUUUGCCUCCUAUAGCACUUACUCUAGUUGUAAUAAAUGUAACACUUUUGUCUAACUAUAAUUAUAUGCAAGCUUAUGUGUAAUGAAUAUUCUUACCAAAAGCUGAAUGGGUGUGGUGUGGUGAUGACUCAAUAGCUUAAUUGCAUGUAUACCACGGUAUACAUUUCGCACAUUGCAUAUGCAUACAAAUGCACUAUUGAUUACUGUAAAAAAAAUGGGUUGAAAUGACCAUUUUUGGUUUACCUGAAUUGCAAAAUUGCACACAAAAUGCAAUUCAGGUAACCAAAAAUGGGUCGUUUCAACCCAUUUUUUUUUUACAGAAUUAUUAUAAUCAGUUUACUCAAAUAUAUAUAAUUAUUUUUAUUACAGUUAGAAAUGUGAAAAUUAUACUUAGAAGGUAAGAAACCAAUAAAUUGUAUGUUAUGAAUGUCAUUAUAAUUAUGUGUGAGUUACUCCCCCAUUCACAUGCCAAUAAAUAUACACUGUGUAUGCUCAGAUAAUUGUGAAUUGUUUAGGUUUCCUAUACAUUGUAUAUCCUCAAGACAAUUUAACAGUAGAUGUGGAAAUAGGAGACCAGCCGAGGGUUGGUGUAGGGCUCCAGACACAAGAGAUGUAUUCCACUAUUAAGUUAAGUGUGUGGUUAAUUAAAGCGGGAUUGGUUUGUGGUUAGCAGCUGUGAUGCCAUCAAAACGGUAGAAAAUAGUAGAAUGUGCCAGUAGUUUUUGGGUGUUAUCUCAACAGAGAAUGUUCUUGGCAUCAAAAUGUAGUCCGUUUAUAAGCCAACUAAAAUAAAGCUUAGCUUUAAUUCAAUUUCUGAACAAUAAAAAAACUCAUAAUUAUAAUCACCUAAAUACUGGUAAAUUAGAUUGUCAGGAAAUCUAAAUCAUUCAACACAAAGUCUGAGACCUUCCUUAGCUGUUUAAUGUUUAGUGUUUCACUACUCUAACUAUAACAUUCUAUUGAUCACCACAAAACCACCAUAAUUAUAUAUGAUGUUUUCACGGAAACAUUUUUUUACAAUUGAGUACAUUUUAUAACUACCCACAUCUUGGUUAUCUACUCUCAAGGCUGCAAGCACUGUACAUCAUGUAAACAUUUAGACCGUGUUUGUCAGUGACAUCAUUUGCAUUGUUAAAUUGGCCUUUGUACAUGUGCAUAUCUAUGACGUUGUGACAGAGAUUAAUGUAUGGCUCUCUCCCUCCUGCUUUCUUGUUUCCACGCAUGCACGCUUAUAAUUUUCAGUGCUUUCUUUGGCCAAUCCUAGCCAUUUUCACAUUGCAAAUCAUAAAUGUGCCUGUUUUUUGGAAAUCUAAAACAGAUCUAUCUUCCUACACCACAUGCAUGCACGGACCGACUGUCUGCAUGGGUUGAUGUUGACUUUACCGGCAUUAAUUUUAUAUAUCUAGCUUCAUCCACCAUGCACAUGCAUGUACCAUAAUUAUGCAUGGGUUGCUGUUGAACUUCCUAUGUGAUUAUCUGCAUAUAGAUCAGUAACCAUAAUUCAAUCUGUGAAGGUAAAUCCUACAGCUUCCCCAACCAUAUCAUUAUGGACCAUCUGGGAUGACCAAGGAUGUUGUUGAACUUCCCACAUAGUUACUCCUAUCUGUUGGAAAUAGAUUUAGAUCUACCCAUAAUUCAAUCAUAUAAUUAUAGGUAAAUCCUAUACAGCUUCCCCACAUGCACAUGGACCAUCUGCAAUAAUGCCUGCAUGCAUGCAUGGGCUGUUGUUGGUGAAUUUUAUCUAAGAUUGCCAACUUUAAAACUGUCAAAAUGAAUUAAAGUUUCCCGGUAUAUAGACACAACGUCAUUGCUGUAGUAUAGCCACGCCUGCAUGCGACGCCAAAUAAAAAACACCAAGUCGAUUCAAAUGGCUCAUUCACUAAAUAUAAUACCCCCCAAUAUUAUAGGCUGUUUAAGUUACACAAUUAACCUGGUGCUAGAUCUAAUAGUAACAUUCCUCAGUGCAUGAUUCUAGCAAUACUAUUAUAGGCAAGUGCAUAAUAUACAUGCAUGCACUCACUUUAAUGUGCUUCAUAAAGCACAUUAAAGUGAGUGUAUAUAUAUAAAUACAAUAAAUACAAUAAUUAUUAUAAGGUUUAUACCACCCUUUAUUGUUCCUUUAACACAAGUUAUACAUAUACGGUAGUGUUUGAUUAGCAAUAUCUAUAGUGCAUGUGGGUAUAGUACAUACUAUAGUGAUUUUCGUUUUAGUUUCAUUAUAAACAUCACAUAUACAACUAAUUAUAUGCUCAUUGUGGUCAGGCAUCUGUGACGUAGGUUUGGAGGAAUGCUUUUUGUGUACAGUAUAUUGGAGUUGCGUACUGUUCCUAAUGAACUCUUGAUGUUACCCAGAAUUAGGGUGUGGUCGUCACAGCCCAGUAAUUAUACUGCUUCCAUGGACUACAAAAAAGAUCUAUACUUCUGAAGAAAAUUAAUGGAUAGAUCUACUUAUGUUGAAAGAGACUGUCAUACACAAAGUCAGACAUUCGAACCUUGUAGGCCAACCGAAGUUGAUGUUGGGGGAGAAACAGGCCAUUCUGCAAACAAAUUCAGGGCUAGAUCUAUAUCUAGCACAAGUAGUGAUGAUGUCGAGAGAGACUGCUCUAGAUCUAUUAAGAGAACCAGGCCCCAGAGUGAUGUUGAGGGAGACUCUCCAAUAAAAAUACCUCGUGUUUUCAACAGUGUUCACGAUCAGUCGCUCUACUUAGCUACUUCAAAGGAUAAGAUUGAAGAAGCUAUAUUUCUCUUAGCCCAAGGAGCUAAUCCAAACUAUAUCUUUCCAGAACCACCUAGGUAUAGCACACUUCACAAAGCAUGCUACAAUAACAACUCACAAUUAAUAAAGGAACUACUAAAACAUGAUGUACUGAACACAAUCAAUCUAAAGACGAUCAAUGGCUAUACUCCCUUGCACAUAGCGUGCGUGUUUGGACACAUACAAUGCAUAAAGCUUCUUCUCGAAAGUUGUAUCUGCAAUACAGAAGUGAAAAAUAACGAAGAUAAAACACCCUUGGAUCUGGUAAAAGCAAAAGCAAAAGGUGAACUAAAUGGAAAAUUCAACAAAAUCCAGAAGUACAUGGAAUGUUUUCUUGCUAACAGCCCACCUAGCAAUACCUUUAUGACAAGUUCUGACGUGUUUUCCCAUCGUAUUGAUAUUGACAAGCACCUGCGUUCACUUUUGGAGGUCUUAUAUCUGAAGUGUUUUGUAAAUGGUUUGAAUUUGGAGUUGAACUUCAAAUUGAAGGCUCUGAGCUAGAGCGAUUCAGUAUGGAAAAUCAAGGAGUCCAACAACAGUGUUUCACAGCUAUGCUGGUAUAUUUUUUCACUCAUGAUACAACUUCUACUUGGUCAAGCAUCAUUAGGGUAGUGCAGUCACGUACUGUUAACUGUCCACAUUUAGUGAAGCAACUUAUCAAUUUGGCCGAAAAAUUUGCUAAGUAAUUUCUUUAUUAUCUUCAUUCCGUUAAUUAC
Messenger RNA from Halichondria panicea, 6446 nucleotides. RefSeq lists its product as uncharacterized. Lineage: Eukaryota; Metazoa; Porifera; Demospongiae; Suberitida; Halichondriidae. Bases 29 to 466 code for a protein of 145 amino acids. The transcript is spliced from 13 exons. The record is from RefSeq and is a predicted model, not a curated record.